AUGUCUUCAAUUAAGAUCGUUCUCUCUACUGAAUCAACUGAAAAGGGUAAGUUAACCGAGAUCACUACCGGUGACUUUCCUCAAAUCUCCGAUGAUCAAAUUCUUUUCAAAGGCUCUGAUGCUGCUGGUAUUGUUACUAAAGUAGGUAAGAACGUCAAAGGAUUUGAAAUUGGUGAUUAUGUAUCUACCACUUUACAUGGUAAUUAUAGACCUGAUAGAGGUGCCUUUGCUGAAUAUGUUAUUGCUGAUCCAUCUACCACUGUUAAGUAUGACAAAAGUACAUUUUUAUCCGAACCAUUACCAGUUGGAAAUGUUCCUUCAAGUGUUAUUAACACUUUUGAAGGUGCUGCUGCUAUCACUUUAAGUUUAGCAACUGUUGGUUUAUCAUUCAGUAAUUCCUUGAAAAUUAAGCCAAACAAAGCUGAGAAUGCUUCCAAGUACAUUUUAAUUUGGGGUGGUGCCACUUCAACUGGUAUCGUCGGUAUUCAAAUUGCUAAGUUAGUGUAUGGAUUAAAGGUCAUUACUACUGCAUCUAAGAAACAUCAUGAAUUCUUGAAAUCAUUAGGAGCUGAUGAAACUUUUGAUUAUCGUGAAUCAAAUGUCGUUGACCAAAUUAAGAAAGCAGCCAAUGGUAAGAUCUAUUAUGCUUUUGAUACUGUUUCUAGCACCGAAACUUAUCAACAAACUUAUGAUGCCACAAUUGGAUCUCCAACUGAAUCAUUUGAUAAUUUAUUAUUCCAAACUAAGGCAAAUAUCAAAACUGAAUCAGGAAAUAAUGCCAGAUUUUCAAGUACCGUUGUUUAUUUAGCUAAUGGAGAAACUUUAAAUUUGGGACAGGAAAUUAUUCCAAGUAAAGAAUUGUUAGAUGAUUAUAACCACUUUUGGCUAGAAUUAUUACCACCAUACAUCAAAGAUUUGAAGAAUCCAAAUCUCAGAGUCUUGAAACCUGGUUUCGAAUCAGUCAAUGAAGCUCUUGACUUAUUAAGAGAAGAUAAAAUUAGUGGUGAAAAAGUUGUGUUUAGAUAUUAA
Scheffersomyces coipomensis is the source of this 1029-nucleotide messenger RNA. Its product is annotated as zinc-binding alcohol dehydrogenase family protein. NCBI's taxonomy places the organism in Eukaryota, Fungi, Ascomycota, Pichiomycetes, Serinales, Debaryomycetaceae. The transcript has 2 exons. The record is from RefSeq and is a predicted model, not a curated record. Gene Ontology annotation, molecular function: oxidoreductase activity, acting on NAD(P)H. The coding region runs from base 1 to 1029 and encodes 342 amino acids.